Messenger RNA from Periconia digitata, 2340 nucleotides. NCBI's taxonomy places the organism in Eukaryota, Fungi, Ascomycota, Dothideomycetes, Pleosporales, Periconiaceae. The record is from the annotation of a GenBank genome assembly.
CGGCUCCGUUUCCGAGAGGCUCCUCUUCGUUCACAUCAACCAUCCCAGCCUCCUUCAUAUCUUGAAGACAUGGCGCCUUUGAGCCUCCGCAUCGACGGCCGUACCUUUCGGGACAGCGACAACCGUGAGGUCACACUGCACGGCAUCAACUGCGCUGCCGAUGCCAAAUUCCCCGCCUCUCCCGAUCAGCCCUCCCAUGUGGCCGACAAAUUCUUUGAAGGCGAUUCCGUAUCGUUUGUCAACAGACCUUUCGCCGUCCAAGAUGCUCCCUCGCAUUUCGCGCGCCUGCGGAGCUGGGGAUACAACACCAUACGAUAUGUUUUCACGUGGGAAGCGGUCGAACACGAGGGCCCGGGGAAAUACGAUGAGGAAUGGAUACAGUAUACUAUCCAGAUAUUGAGGGUGGCAAAGGAGUUUGGUUUUUACAUUUUUAUGGAUCCGCAUCAGGAUGUUUGGUCCCGCUUCACUGGUGGCUCUGGUGCUCCCAUGUGGACAAUAUACGCAUGUGGGCUGGAUCCCACCAAAUUCGCUGUCAAUGAGGCUGCUCUUGUCCAGAAUACCUACCCGGAACCCGCCAACUUCCCCAAGAUGAUCUGGGCUACCAACUACUCCAGACUAGCCUGCCAAGUCAUCUUCACCGUAUUCUUUGCAGGCAAGGAAUUCGCCCCCAAGGCCAUCAUCGACGGGAAAAACAUACAAGAUUACCUGCAAGACCAUUACAUCGGAGCCGUCACACAUCUGGCCAAGCGCAUCAAGGAGGCUGGUGACCUCUGGGGGGACCCCGUGGUCGGAUUCGAGAGCGUCAACGAACCGAAUCGUGGUAUUAUUGGCUAUCAAGAUAUCACCGCCGUUCCUAGCGAGCAGAAGCUGCAACUGGGAACUUCUCCGACUGCCUGGCAAGCCAUCCUGACCGGGUCGGGGAGAGCUUGUGAAGUCGAUACAUGGGAUUUUGGAGGCUUGGGACCAUUCAAAUCGGGCUCGACUCUGGUGGAUCCUCAAGGCACUGCAGCUUGGCUCCCCAAGAGCUAUCCCGAUACAAAGUAUGGCUGGAAGCGCGACCCUGGAUGGCGAUUAGGAGAAUGCUUGUGGGCGCAACAUGGUGUUUGGGAUCCCGAAACUGACACUCUUCUCAAGAAGGACUACUUUGGCAAGCGCCCGACAGAUGGAACUACGAUUGACUACGAUUACUUCACGAAUCACUGGUAUAUGGACCACUACCGUGCAUACACCAAAUCCAUAAAGUCCGUUUUCCCGGACUCUCUGAUGUUUUGCCAGCCCCCCGUGUUUGAGAUCCCCCCCUCGAUCAAGGGCACCGAGGACGAUGAUCCCAACUUGAUUUACUGCCCGCAUUUCUACGAUGGCAUCACUCUAAUGUCUAAGAAAUGGAACCGGGUAUGGAACGUUGAUGUGUUUGGGAUUCUCAGAGGGAAAUAUCUCACACCAGCCUUUGCGAUCAAGAUCGGAGAAAAUGCUAUUCGCAAUUGUUUUGCCCAUCAGCUUGCUGCCAUCCGGCAAGAGGGGCUAGAUUACAUGGGUAACCAUCCCUGCCUGUUUUCCGAAAUCGGGAUUCCGUACGACAUGGACGAUAAAUAUGCAUACAAGACUGGCAAUUACAGCAGUCAGAUUGCAGCUCUCGAUGCCAAUCAUUUCGCGCUGGAAGAGAGCAAAGUCAAUGGAUACACUUUGUGGACCUACGUCGCCACUAACAAUCAUUACUGGGGUGAUCAAUGGAACGGCGAGGAUCUCUCCAUCUUCUCUCUGGACGACAAAGCAGUACCGCCAGGCGCUUUCACAGAAACAGAAUCCCGUGCUUCGCUAGACACCAGUUCGCCUUCAUAUUCCAGGGCGCAAUCCUCUUCAGAAACGCUGGGGGUGACACCUGGAAACCUCCGGAAAACGCUUUCAGCAGACCAGAUGAGCUCAAAGUCUGGCAGUGGGGAUGUGCGGGGCUUGCGUGCAGCAGAGGCAUUCAUCCGGCCCACGCCAGUCGCCACGCACGGCGAUGUGAAGAGAUUCGGAUUCGAUCUUAAGAGCUCCACGUUUACCUUCUCACUCACAGCGUCAAGUGCUACUGCAGAGAGUACACCAACCAUUGUCUAUCUUCCCGAGUUCCAUUUUCCGUCUGGGCAAACGACAGUGGAGGUCAGCGGCGGCAAAUGGAGCAUCAGCUCGGAGGAGACAAACGGAGCAGUGCGACAGAUAUUACAGUGGUGGCACGCGGAAGGCGACCAGACGAUGACGGUGAAGGGAGUGGUGCGCAAACAGGGCGGGGCGCUGGGAACCGAAGAAGACGAAGGGUAUCUGCAGCAGUGCCAAAAGGCAGCGUGCGCUGUCAUGUAG